AUGGCAGGAAGUAAAGACCAAAUUAUAUGUGAUGUACAAGCUAUUGUGAAUAUAGUUGCUGGAACUGCAUCUCUUGAACAAGAAUAUCAAACAACUGUAUUUACAAGUUGCACCUGUCCAAGUUGUUGUAGAACGUACUGGAGAUUGGUUCGUAGCAAGCACGAUUAUUUGUCAUUAUAUCCAUAUUGUCCAAAUUGUGGUUGGAAGAUAGAGUUAGAUGAUAUAAUUGAAGACUAUGAUAUUAUUGGAGCUGAAGUUCUAUUUAUACAAAAGGAUAACAAAGCUUAUGCAAGUUUCAAAUUAACACAUAAAGCUUUAGAAACACAAAAUAUUAAACAAAUGAUUCAAAAAUGUAAUGCACGUUAUAUUUGGUAA
Molecule: messenger RNA, 375 nt
Organism: Adineta ricciae
Lineage: Eukaryota; Metazoa; Rotifera; Eurotatoria; Adinetida; Adinetidae
Source: the annotation of a GenBank genome assembly